AUGGGAUGGGGGGGGGGGGGGGGGGGGGGGGGGGGGGGGGGGGGGGGGGGGGGGGGGUGGGGGGGGGGGGGGGGGGAUAGAGGUUGUGGUUGUUGUUGGGAUUUGAGUGGGUUUGGGAUGGUUGUGGUUGUUUUGGUUGUGGGUUUGUUUGUGUUUGUGGGUGUGGUAAUAUUUGAGUUGAUUGGUUUGGGGGGAAAUAGGAUUUGUGGGGUGGUGUUUGUGUUUGGUUGGGGGGGGUGGGGGUUAGUGGGGUUAUAUGUUGGUGGGGAGUGGGGGGGGUUGUGUUUGUUGGUGGGGUGGUUGUGGGUUGUGUUAUUGGGUAGGGGGGUUUGGGGGGUGUGGGGGGGGGGGUGGGGGGUUGUUUUGGGGUUGUUGUGUUGGUGGUUUGUGUUGUUUGGGGGGUUUGUUUGUGUUUGGGGGGGUGGUUGGUGGGGUGGGGUGGGGGGUAGGUUGUUGUGGGUUUUGGGGGGUGGUGGGGGUGGUUUGGGGGGUGGGGGGGGUGGGGGGUGGUGGUUGGGGGGGGGGUUGGUGUUUUUUGUGGAGGGGGGUGGGGGGUGUGGUUUGGUGUGGUGUGGGUUUUGUGGGGGGGGGGGGGGUGUUGUUAUGUGGUGUAUUGGUGUGGGGGGGUUGGGGGGGGUUUUGGGGUUUGUGGUUGUGUUUUUUGGUUGGGGUGUUGUUUUGGGGUGGUGGUGGGGUUUUUUGUGUGUUUUUUUGGUGGGUUUGGUUGGGGGGUGGUGGGGGGGUUGUGUUUGGGGUUUUGGUGGGGGGUGUUGGUGGGGUGGGGGUGGUGGUGGUGGGGGUUGUUUGGGUUGGUGGGUGGGGUGUGGGGGUGUGGGUUUGGUGUGUUGGGUUGGGGUGGGGGGUUUUUGUGGUGUGGUGGUGGGGGGGGGGUGUGGUGGGGUUUGGGUGUGUGGGGGGGGUUUGUUGUGGUGGGGUGGGGGUGGGGGUUUGGGGGUGUGGGUGUUGUGUGGGGUGUUGGUGGGUGUUGGGGGGGUUGGGUUUGGGGGGGGGUGGGUGUUUGGGGGGGGUUUGGGUGUUUGUGGGGUUGUGUUUGGGUGGUUUGGUGUUUGGUUGUGGGGGGUGUGGGGGGUGUGGGGGGGGGGUUGGUGGUUUGAUGUGGGUGGGGUGGGGGUUUUGGGGGUUGGUGGGUGUUUUUGGGGUUUGGGGGGGGGGUGGUGGUGGGGUGUGUUGGUGGGGGGGGUUUGGGAUGUUGUGGGGUGUGUUGUGUGUGUUGUGGGUGUGGGUGGGGGGGGUGUAGGUGUUGGGGGGUGGGGUUGGUGGGGUUUUGUGGGGUUGUUGGUGGGGGGUGUUUGGGGUGGGGGGUUUGGGUUUGGGGGUGUGGGGUUGGUGGGGGUUGGGGGUUGUUUGUUGUGGUGUUGGGGUGUGGGGGGUGUGUGGGUGAUUUGUGGUGGUUUGUGGGGUUUGUAUGUGUUUAUGUUUUGGUUUGUUGGUGUUUGUUUUGGGGGUUGUUUUGUUGUUGUUGUUUUGGUGGGUGGGGUUUGUUUGGUGGGGGGGGGUGUGAGUUGGGGUUUUUUUGUGUUGUUGGGUUGUGGGGUUUGGGGGUUGGGGGUUUUUUAUUUGUUGUUUGGUUGGGGUGUUAGAUUUGUUUGGAGGGUAGGGUGUGGGGGUGGGGUGGUUUUUGUUGUGGUUGUUGGGUGGUAUGAUAUGGGAUUUUUGGGAUGUUUUGGGUUUGGUGGGGUUUGUGGUUGGGGGGGGGGUUGGUGGGGGGGGGGGGGGUGUUUUGGGGGGUGGUUGGUGAGGGGUGGGGUGUUGGGGGUGUUGAUGUGGGGGUUGGGGGGGUUUAGUGUGGGAGAGAGAAUAAGGGGGGAGUUUGGGGUUGUUUGUUUGUGGGAGGGUGGGGAUUUUGGUUGGGGUGUUGGGGUGGUGGGGUUUGGUAUGGGUUUGGUUUGGUUUUAUUUGGGUUUUUGUUGUGUGAUGUGGGAGGGGUGUAGGGGGGAUUGUAAGAUUUUGUUGGGGGAGGGGGGGGGGUUUGUGAGAUGGGAUUUGGUGGGGGAUUUGGGGGUGGUUGGGGGUUGGGGGGUUGUUUUUGUUAUGUGGAGGUGGGGUGGAGUGGGGGUUUUUGUUGUGUUGGGGGUGUUGGUUGGUGUGGGUUGUUGGGGGGUGUUGUGA
Messenger RNA from Knipowitschia caucasica, 2130 nucleotides. Lineage: Eukaryota; Metazoa; Chordata; Actinopteri; Gobiiformes; Gobiidae. The record is from the annotation of a GenBank genome assembly.